Eimeria maxima is the source of this 1146-nucleotide messenger RNA. Its product is annotated as OTU-like cysteine protease domain-containing protein, putative. The coding region runs from base 1 to 1146 and encodes 381 amino acids. Gene Ontology annotation, biological process: protein deubiquitination. NCBI's taxonomy places the organism in Eukaryota, Apicomplexa, Conoidasida, Eucoccidiorida, Eimeriidae. The record is from RefSeq and is a predicted model, not a curated record. Gene Ontology annotation, molecular function: cysteine-type deubiquitinase activity. The transcript has 8 exons.
AUGGAGGGCUCUCGUAAGAGCCUUGGUAAGCUGCUGCAGCAGCACAAGACGGAACUUCGUUUGCUGCGUACGGAGGCAAAAAAGGCAGUAAGUAAGGCAAAGGCAAAAGGAGGAAAAGGAGCAGCAGAAGAAGAAUAUGCAGAAAAAGAGAGAGAGUUGCUGCUGAGGCAGCAGCAGCAGCUGCAGCAGCUUGCUGCUGCAGCAGAAGAAGAUUCAGAUAUAGAUACACCUGAACUUGACGCAAUAAAACAAGCUGCUGCUGCUGCUGCUGAAGCUGCAGCAGCAGCAACAGCAGCAACAGCAGCAACAGCAGCAACAGCAGCAACAGCAGCAGAAGCAGCAGGAAAUGCUCCUACUGCCUCGAGUUCUCCCGUCACGAAUACACAGACAGACGCUCCGCCUUCAGGUAAAGAGGAGGAGGUAUUAAAGGAUUUAGAGGAAUUAAGUUUAUAUACAACAGGAGGAGAGAAGAAACAAACAAAAGCACAAAGAAGAAGACAAAAAAAAGAAGAAAUACAAAGAGAAAAAGAACGAAUACUUGAUGAAGCUGCUGCUGCUGGUGGCAAAGCUGCAGAAGCAGAAUGGAAGUCUUUAGAGGCGAAGUUAGCAAAAGAAGGUCUCGCCAUCUUCUCCGUACCAGGAGAUGGAGAUUGUCUAUUCAGGUCUAUAGUUCAUCAAUUACAACAGGAAGAAGGGUUUAGGGUCUGGAGUGUUAAGGAAUUAAGAAAAGAAAUUUCUUUUUUUUUAUUAAAAAAAAAAGAUGAAUUUAUAUUCUAUCUAGAUGAAUCUGUACAAGAUGAUGCAGCUUAUGAUGCAUUCUGUAGGAAUAUCCGCGAGAGUAAUGACUGGGGAGGGGAGAUAGAAAUCCAAGCCGCUUCUCAAUUACUUCGUCGUCCUAUAAUUGUUUAUGUUGGCGGCGACCCCGUCACCUUGCUCAACUACGGAGAAGAGUUCAAGGAUUCGCCUCCUUUACGCCUAACCUUUCAUCGUUUGCUGCUGACCUCGGGGCCCCAUUAUAAUUCAGUUAUUAAACAAUCUGCUGCUGCUGCUGCUGCUGCUGCCUUCCAGUGCAGCAGCAGCAGCAGCAUCAGCAACGGCAACAGCAGCAGGCAGCAGGAGGAGCUAGAGCAGCAGCAGACAGAGUAG